AUGUUUAAUGGUAUUAUCGAUUUACCAUACUUAAGUAGUGCUGCUCGACGACAGAGCGUUGCAGAUCUCUUAAAGUUUCGUCUUUUGAAUUAUAAUUUGUUUAUUAGGAACAAGAUGAAAAAAAAUACACAAAAACCUAAGAAGUCUUCUGAAAAGAAGCAUAUGAAGAAGAAGAUAUUUAAAAAUAAUAAGGGAAAGUUUUUUAAAAAGCAUCCUGGUGCCGAUAAGUCGAAAAAUAAACCGAAUUUGAAGCAUGGUAAAGAUCACAAGAACAAAUUAUCAAAUAAAGAAAUAAAGACAAAUAAAAGGAAAGAAUCCAAAUUAGAAUAUAAAAAGAGAUUAAACAGGUUGUACUCGUCGUUGCUUAUGAACCACAAGGAUUCGGCCAAAGCCCUGGAAUCGAUAAAUUCGUUGCUUAAAGAGUUACCGGCAAACUACUCUCAGGAAUCUAACAAGAAGAACGUUUCGAGGAUCCUCCAGGCGUGCCUGAAGUACGGAACGGCAAGAGAGCGGAGUUUAAUCUUCGAAAAGGCCAAGGAAAACUUUAACAUACUGAACCUCAACUCACACAGCAGCAAGUUUUUCAUAAAGCUGUUUCACUACUGCAACGUUGACGUGAAAAGGUUUCUGCGAGAAGCCUUCUUUAACGAGAAACAGAAGAAUCUGCUGUUUAGCAGAUACGGCUCGGAAGUCAUGGACGUCAUGUACAUUAAACUGAAGUCCAAGGAGCAAAUUGCAGUGCUUAAGCUCUACUGCCUGGCUAACACAUUCUUCCUAAACAAGGAGGACUCGAAACGCUCUAAGGAAAUCAACUCAAUAAAUCAGUUGAUAGACUUGAUACUGAACUCAGAAUAUAAAAGCGCGUGUAUAGAAAAAAUGUGCUCCGUGGUGACUAAAUUGGUUGAAAAGGAGUUGUUGAUUACUUCUUUAUCACAUGAUAUUCUGUUUGUUUAUUUACACAUUUUGGAAGAUGAGGAACCAGCAUUGGAGCCAAUGAAUAGUAAAGCGGAACUAUUAUCGCAAAUGUAUAAAAUAUUCGGACAAUUGCUGUCAACGAGAAGCGGCAACAGCUGUAUGCUGAAGCUGAUGGACUACGCAAACAACAAGAUUAAAAAGUACAUAGUCAAGAGCCUAAAACGCGACUUCCCAGAAGCAAUAUACAAUCAGAUAAAUGUGUCACUGCUGAUAAAGGCAGUAAAUGUGACAGAUGAUACGAAGUUGACAGGAGAGUGUAUGAUCAACCCACUGUUGAGUGACCUGAAGAGGUCAGUGUACGAUAGAAAUUCAAGUAAAUUUAUAAUGAACAUACUGGAUAACGCAAACGAAAAGGCGCCGAACAGCCUGAAGGAGCCGGAGUUGAGAACGGAGGAGCUCCAAAGCAGACUAGUGCCGCAUUUGGUGGAGUUCUUCCACGGAGAAGACCUGAAGGAGGUUUUAGAAACGAAUCACACAGGGACGAUUUUACUACACACGUUAAAGCUGUCAAGGGACGGAGCAAUGGUGGAUGGGAUUAUGCAGCUGGUUAAGGAGAAUUUGAAGCAGUUUCUGAACAAUGCGACCAUGUUGAGGUUCCUGCAGUCAAUGGUGAAGAGCAGUAACAGAGUGAGCGCAUCGCUGGUGGCGCUCAGAGUGUCCGAGAGGGUUUGGGAACUAGUGAAGAGCGACGUGGACGACAUUCUGAGGUCAAAGUCGGUGUUUUUACUGGUUGAUUUGCUGGAGUCGUUUACGAAGUACGGAGAAAAGGAGCUGAUAAGUGAAUUCACCUCUAAAGUGACUUUGAAGAAGAUAGCUAAGGCCAAAAGGGAAAUUGAAGGUACAGUUGACACUGUAAAUUCUGGAUUUACAUGCGUUAUUGUAGGCGCAAACUCUACUGGACUCGAUCUACUGUCUAGCUUGCUGAGGAAGUGA
This is a messenger RNA of Theileria orientalis strain Shintoku, 1908 nucleotides long. RefSeq lists its product as uncharacterized. The coding region runs from base 1 to 1908 and encodes 635 amino acids. The record is from RefSeq and is a predicted model, not a curated record. Gene Ontology annotation, biological process: regulation of translation. Lineage: Eukaryota; Apicomplexa; Aconoidasida; Piroplasmida; Theileriidae. The transcript has 8 exons. Gene Ontology annotation, cellular component: nucleolus. Gene Ontology annotation, molecular function: mRNA binding.